UAUAACAGCUGAUAGUCAUAUGGACAAUCACCACCAGCGAGUUUUGAAAAAUAUUGAUCAAUAUGAUUUAAAAUUUAAGGAAGAUGACACUUUAACUCGUAAAGAACAAGAAAAAAUUGAAAAUAACAUUCUUAAAAUAUUUAAACAUUUUGAGUUAUUAAACCAUGAUGAAAUUUUUGAGCCGGAAUUGUUAAUUGAUUCCCAUGUAUCAUUUUUAAGGAAAGGAUUACAUGUUUUAAGUGAUUCUUAUGAAUGUCUGGAUGCAAGUCAAACAUGGCUUAUUUACUGGAUUGUUCAUAGCCUGAUUCUUCUUAAAUUCAAUAUUCCAGAAGAGACUAAAGAUAAAAUUAUAUCAUUCCUUGAUAGAUGUCAAGCUGAAAAAGGUGGAUUUGGAGGUGGGCCAGGUCAAAUACCACAUUUGGCAGCAACUUAUGCAGCAAUUAGUGCCCUUUGUACAUUAGAUAAUUUUAAAGCCUACGAAAUUAUCGAUCGGCAACAAGGGUUAAUCUUAGGGCGGCCUCUCCAAAAUAAUGGUCCUCAAAUUUGUUACACCAAAUUUAAAAUAUCUUAUCAUAUGGUCAAUAUUAAGUUUUGCAUACAAAGGCCGAGAGAAAUCUUUGCAUUUUCUAAUGAAUUACAAGAAGAUUUUUUAAAUGUUAAGAUCAUGAAUUGUCAAACAUAUGAAGGCGGAUUUUCUUGCACACCCGGAAGUGAAGCUCAUGGUGGAUAUACUUUUUGUGGUUUUGCCACUCUCUUGUUAAUGGAUAAACAACAUUUAUGUGAUAUGCCAAGUUUAAUGAGAUGGUUGGUAAAUAGGCAGAUGCCAAUCGAGGGAGGAUUUAAUGGCAGGACGAAUAAGUUAGUGGAUUCAUGCUAUUCAUUUUGGGUUGGAGCAAUUUUCCCUCUCAUCUUCGAAGCCCAAUAUCUUAAAUCGUGCAACAAUACACAAAAAUCCGCAGAUUCUCCUCACAUUCCCUGUCUCGAUAACUGGAUUUUUGAUUCAGAAGCUUUACAAGAGUAUAUACUAAUUUGUUGUCAAAGUUUGACCGGUAGCUUGAUAGACAAACCAGGAAAACCUAAAGAUUAUUAUCACACAUGUUACGCUUUAUCUGGCCUUUCUGUUGCUCAACAUUCAUUUAAUAACAAACCAUUCAUAAUUGGAAACCCAAACAAUGAUUUGAGUUACAUUCAUCCUCUUUACAAUUUGGAGAUCAACGCCGAAAGAAAGGCCAAAUCCUAUUUCAGUAAAUUACCAUUGCCUCAAAAACCAAACAUUAUUCCACAAAAAAACUAAUUAAUCAUUUGAUAAUAUCUAUCUAUAAAUUAUAAAGUUAUUUACAAUUAAGAAUUUUAUGCAUGCCCUUAACUCAUAUGUAAA
Gordionus sp. m RMFG-2023 is the source of this 1378-nucleotide messenger RNA. Its product is annotated as protein farnesyltransferase subunit beta-like. Gene Ontology annotation, cellular component: protein farnesyltransferase complex. The transcript has 15 exons. The record is from RefSeq and is a predicted model, not a curated record. The coding region runs from base 20 to 1294 and encodes 424 amino acids. Gene Ontology annotation, biological process: protein farnesylation. Gene Ontology annotation, molecular function: protein farnesyltransferase activity. NCBI's taxonomy places the organism in Eukaryota, Metazoa, Nematomorpha, Gordioida, Chordodea, Parachordodidae.